Messenger RNA from Rubroshorea leprosula, 2402 nucleotides. The record is from the annotation of a GenBank genome assembly. NCBI's taxonomy places the organism in Eukaryota, Viridiplantae, Streptophyta, Magnoliopsida, Malvales, Dipterocarpaceae.
ACUUUUUUACCUUCGCUUCAAAUUUUUUGUUGAAUUGCUACUAAACUUCUGCGGUUUCGUGCGGUUUGCGUUUUAAUCCAGACUUCAACAGCAGCUUUCAAGACCAAAAAUUAGAAAUUGAGAUGUCUUCAGACGAAGCUAUGAGUGUAGUAGGGAGUGAGGUAAUGCCCUUGGAGUAUGGUGGUAUGGAUUCGGAGACCAGUCCGUCUCCGACUAGUUCGGAGAGGACGGUAGGGGAUAGAAUGGAGCAAGGGGUAAUAGAAGAGGAGGAGGAUGAAAUCCCCUCAAAUAUUUUGGAGGCCGGAAAUGGCGUAGAUGGGUGUUAUGACCCAGAUUUAGAGGUAGUGGCCGAGGUGAGGGGAUUUGUGAGUGAGUUGGGUAGCAGGGAUAGUCUAAGGGGUCUCGUGGGUAACUGCAACCUUCCUCACCAUGUCCUACUUAGGCCUGCCGGGGUGAAUGAGAGGGCAUGCUCAGCACCCCGUGAUCAUUGGAUGCCCGUAUACCUGCAUUACUUGAUUGCAGGGCUUAGGUUUCCCAUUCCAGAAUUACUGGUGGGGUUGUUAUUAGAUUACAAUAUAGGAAUGACCCAGCUAACUCCCAAUGCUAUGAGGGUAGUAAUAGGCUUUCUUGUAUACUGCAGAGUUCGGGGGGUUGGGUUUCCAACUGUAAAUAUGUUCAAACAUUUUUUUAUAAUUAAGGCUGGGGGUAGGGGAGAGAAGGGAUGGUACCACUUCGGUCCUCGGUCGUCCAACAAAGAGAAUAAGAAUUUAUUCUCUCCUGGGCCGUCAUCCAUCAAAGGGUGGAAAGAAAAUUUCUUCUUUGUGGAUGACACCGAGUGGAGUAGGAGGGAUUCCGAAGUGGAACAGUUGUCUGCUUGGAAAGCGAAGAAAACCAAGCAGAACAACUAUAAGUUGAAUGAGGAUGAGGUGGAGGAGGUGAAGAAGCUGGUGAGGGAAGACGGAGACGUGUUGGACAUCUUAUACCUCACCAGUUCGCAAGCGAUAGAGGCUGCUGAGCUCUAUGGGCCAAGCUCUUUGAGCGAAGCUGAGAUGGAGGAGUUUACCAAUGCUGCUGGCGGGCUGCGCAUCCCCAAGAAGCCAAGGAAGAAGGCGACGACUUCAGCUGUGGCAAACAGAGGGGUUCCCGGGAGAGAGCUCCUGCCCAGCACUUCAGCCCAGGCCAUGGAGGUGCAGCCAAGGCCGGAGCCUUUGAUGGGGGUCAGCGAGGAUGUAAGUGAGGAGACGGCACCGCUCCAGAGGAAGAAGAGGAGGGUGGCAGAGCUAGAAGGUAGGGGGGAUGAGGUGGUGGAGUUCGUGCCUCAACCUGCCCCUCCAGAAAUCGAUCCUGAGGUCCAGGAGAGGGGAGAGACCGAGGUGCAAGGCCUUAGUGGGGACAGGGAACGCACCCCACCCUCCACGUACCAGAAAAGUUUGUUCGAGACGACAAACAUGACUGGGGCUAAGCAUUUUCUCAAUGCGACGCUUCCUGACGUGGAUAGGGUUCAGGCGAAGAACGAGGUGGCUAGCCACGCGGGGUAUACCGUGGUGAGGCACGCCCUAGAGAGUGCGAGCUGGACAAACGCUCUAGCGCAGGAGUACACAGAGAGCGUUAGAGAUCGUGCCAGCUUGCAGAGGCAGUGCGAUGCCUUGCGAAAGGAGAAGGAGGAGCUCCAGAAGGAAAAGGGGGAGUUGCAGAAGAAGAACCAGCAGAUUCAGAGGAGGCUGGACGAGAUGACACCAACAGUGACAGAGCUCCAAAGUAGUAACAAUGUCUUGAGCACGAAACUCUCUCUCGAGGAGCGAAAAAGGAAAAUUUGCGAAGAGAAGCUCGAGGCUCAAGACAAAUACAUCGAGAGCCUGAAGAAGGGGGCAUUGGAGCUGAAGAAGGACGUGGAGCUGUUGGUGCACAACGGAAUGGAAGGUCAUAUUGGCAACUUCCUCAACUCCAGCUCCUUCGAGGACAUUCUCAAGCUGUACCGGCUGCCAACCGCAAUCGUGGCCUUCACUGAUUGUAGAAAGAAAGUGAAGGCCCAGUACCCAGAGGUGGACGUGACAACAGUCACCUUUGGGGAACAAGAAGAAGGGGUGGAGGAUGAUGGAGAGAGCCUCUGUGCUAAUUUCCGACCUCAGAUUACGCUGAGGUGGGAGCGUGAUGCAGAGGGGCGCACCAUCUUUCCUCCAGCCUUUGACGCUGAGUUGGUGGCCGUGGAGGGAGAAGAAGAAGAAGGUGCACAAGGCGCUGGAGUUGAGGAUUCAUCAGCAAUGGCCGAAGUACAGCCUCCCGAAGUGCAGCCUUCCGAAGUGCAUCCUGUCUCCUCCGACGAAGUGCAGGUGCUGCCUCCUGGAAUGACUGCUUCGGUUCCGAAGGCCAGAUGAUAAGGUGUUUCGCCUAUUUCAGUGGAU